Messenger RNA from Miscanthus lutarioriparius, 2082 nucleotides. The record is from the annotation of a GenBank genome assembly. Lineage: Eukaryota; Viridiplantae; Streptophyta; Magnoliopsida; Poales; Poaceae.
AUGGCCACCGCCGUCCCCACGGCGGCUCUCCCCACACCGGCCCGCGCCGGGCCGGCGCCGCCCCGUGCUCCACUCCGCGCAGAUCCGCGCUACUUGACACAGCUCCACGCGGCACUAAUCAAGUCCGGGGAGCUCACCGCCUCGCCCAAAUCCUUCCACUCCCUCCUCGAGGCGGCCGCCGCCUCUCCGACGCUGCUCCCCUACGCGGUCAGCCUGUUCCGUUUGGGCCCGCGGCCGCCCCCUUCCACGCCGUGCUACAACGUCCUUAUGCGAGCUUUCCUUCACGCGGGCCACCCGGAGGACGCCCUGCACCUGUUCGUCGAAAUGCUCGGCGCUGCUUCGGCCUGCCCUGACCAGCACACCGUCGCCUGCGUCCUCAAGUCAUGCUCCAGGAUGUGCGCGCUGGAUGUAGGGCGCGGCGUCCAGGCGUACGCCAUCAAGCGUGGGCUCAUGGCCGAUCGGUUCGUUCUGAGCAGCUUGAUUCAUAUGUACGCGAGCUGUAGGGAUGUUUCAGCGGCACGGCUUCUGUUCGAUGCGGUGGAGGAGAAUGGCGUGGUGAUGUGGAACGCAAUCAUCACGGCGUACUUGAAGAACGGAUAUUGGAUGGAGGUGGUGGAGAUGUUUAAGGGCAUGCUUGAGGUUGGUCUGGCCUUUGAUGAAGUCACAUUGGUGAGUGUCGUCACGGCAUGCGGACGAAUAGGUGAUGCGAAGCUUGGGACGUGGGUUGCUGGAUAUGUGGAUGAAAAAGGCCUGGUGAGGAGCCGAAACUUGAUGACUGCACUGAUCGACAUGUAUGCCAAGUGUGGAGAGCUUGGUAAGGCACGGAGGUUGUUCGAUGGGAUGCAGUCCAGGGAUGUGGUUGCUUGGAGCGCAAUGAUCUCAGGUUACACGCAGGCUGAUCAAUGUCGAGAGGCACUUGCUCUUUUCAGUGAGAUGCAGCUUGCUGGAGUUGAGCCGAAUAAUGUGACCAUGGUCAGUGUGCUCUCUGCUUGUGCUGUCCUGGGUGCACUUGAGACAGGAACGUGGGUGCAUUCCUACAUAAGAAGGAAGCGUCUACCUCUCACAAUUAUUCUUGGCACUGCAUUGGUGGACUUCUAUGCAAAGUGUGGAUGCAUUGACGAGGCAGUUGAAGCAUUCGAGUCAAUGCCUGUGAAGAACUCAUGGACAUGGACAGCCUUGAUAAAGGGCAUGGCAACCAAUGGAAGGGGCAGGGAAGCAUUGGAGCUCUUCUCAUCCAUGCGCAAGGCCAGUGUCGAGCCCACCUAUGUGACAUUCAUUGGUGUUCUCAUGGCUUGCAGUCACAGCUGCUUAGUUGAAGAGGGUCGCCGGCAUUUUGAUAGCAUGACUCAGGAUUAUGGCAUUAAGCCAAGAGCUGAGCACUAUGGAUGUAUUGUGGAUCUAUUGGGGCGGGCUGGUUUGGUAGAUGAGGCGUACCAGUUUAUCAGAACCAUGCCCAUCGAGCCAAGCACUGUUAUCUGGAGGGCACUACUGUCUUCCUGCGCAGUUCACAAAAAUGUUGAAAUCGGGGAAGAAGCACUAAAGCAGAUCAUCUCCUUGAACUCCCAUCACAGUGGUGAUUACAUACUUAUGUCAAAUAUAUAUGCAUCAGUGGGACAAUGGAAGGAUGCAGCAAUGAUUCGAAAGGAAAUGAAGGACAGAGGGAUUGAGAAAACUCCAGGUUGUAGUCUCAUUGAGCUGGAUGGGGUUGUCUUCGAGUUCUUUGCUGAAGACAGUGACCACCCCCAAUUGAGGGAGAUAUACCAGAAAGUUGAGGAGAUGAUUGACAGGAUCAAGAUGGCUGGGUAUAUCCCAAAUACAGCUGAUGUGAGGCUAGAAGUUGAUGAGCAUGAGAAGGAAGUAUCUGUUUCCCAUCACAGUGAGAAGCUGGCCAUUGCAUUUGGCCUAAUGAAGUUGGACCCUGGUGCAACAAUUCGCUUAUCGAAGAAUCUAAGAGUGUGCACAGACUGCCACUCAGCCACAAAGUUGAUUUCCAAGGUGUACAAUAGGGAGAUUGUUGUUCGAGACUGGAAUAGAUUUCAUCAUUUCAAGGAUGGUACUUGCUCCUGCAAUGAUUACUGGUGA